This is a messenger RNA of Oldenlandia corymbosa var. corymbosa, 902 nucleotides long. The record is from the annotation of a GenBank genome assembly. NCBI's taxonomy places the organism in Eukaryota, Viridiplantae, Streptophyta, Magnoliopsida, Gentianales, Rubiaceae.
GCUAGGUAGUAGUAGUAGUAGCUUCUUGUCUUUCUGUACAUAGCCAUCGGAGUGAUUGUUUUUUCUUUCUAUAUCUUCUUCUGACUCUAUAUAAACUGCCCAUCUCUUCGGUGCGAAAGUUGCACCAUCCCAUCACAUUUUUUCCAACUCUCUUUUGCUUUUACGAGACUAUACAAAGUCACAAACUACUUAACUUCAAAACCUCAAUUAGCUUUCUUGAUUUGUCUUCCCAAAUCAUGGAGAAACAAAAUCCCAAGGCAAAUAAUAAUGAACUUCAGAAAUCGGACAGUGAUGUUUCCAUGGUUGACCUCCAUCCUCAUGAUCAGGUUCAGGACAAACACCACCUCCAACAGGAUAUGGAGCCGCCCAGGGAGAAGCACACUCUCUUGGAAGAGCUCCAGCGCACUCAAUCCACCAACUCCAAUUCCAGCUCGGGUUCGGAUGAGGAAGUGGAGGAAGGAGGAGAUCAGGGGAAAAAGAGGAAGAAGAAAGGCUUAAAAGACAAGAUUAGGGAGAAAAUGUCGCGCGAAGAUCAUCACCACCACGACACAACAAACAUCGCCCCACAAAAUGGAGAUCAAGAGAAAGGGUUUCUCGAUAAACUUAUUGACAAACUUCCUGGCGGCCACCACCACGAGAAACCUGCUGCAGAAGCAGAAGGAGGGCUAACUGCCGAAACGACGUUACUGAAUCAUCAUCCUCACCACGAGGAUUCAUCUCCUCCUGGAGGAGAGACGAAAGAAAAGAAGGGCAUCUUGGAAAAAAUAAAGGAGAAGCUGCCUGGAGGAGGACAUCACAAGAAUGAAGAUCAUCAUCCAGUAGUUACAAAGGAGAAGGAGAACUAAUAAUAUUAAUCCAUCUUUUUUAAGGCCUGCCUGAUGAUGAUCAGUUUUAGGCUAUUA